UAAAAUAAUUGCUGGAGGGGUUUAAUGUGAACGCUUCCACUCAUUCAUGCUUUCGUAGAUCUCAGCUGCCACUAAACAAUCUCAAUGCAGGGAACCAAACUAUAAGGAUGUCGAAUACAACACAAAAAGAGAGAUAUUUGUAACGAGUGUUUCUAAAUAUUGUUGGAUGGAUGUGUGUCGUGCAGUUCCUUGGAUCGGCCCCCUGUCCCGUCAAGCUGCAGCAUCGGGGGAAACCGACCCACUGGCCGGAGCUGGGUGGAGCAGUGACCGCCUGUAGCAUGAUGUCCUACCUCAAACAGCCCCCCUACGGCGUCAACGGCCUGGGGCUCAGCGGCGCGGCCAUGGACCUGCUGCACCCCUCAGUGGGCUACCCAUCCACCCCCAGGAAGCAGCGCCGGGAGCGGACCACCUUCACCCGCACGCAGCUCGACAUCCUGGAGUCUCUGUUCGGCAAGACCCGCUACCCGGACAUCUUCAUGCGGGAGGAGGUCGCCCUGAAAAUCAACCUGCCGGAGUCCAGAGUGCAGGUGUGGUUCAAGAACCGGCGGGCCAAGUGUCGCCAGCAGCAGCAGAGCGGCAGCAACGCCAAAGCCCGGCCGCCCAAGAAGAAGUCCUCCCCGGCCCGGGAGAGCACGGGCUCCGAGAGCAGCGGGCAGUUCACGCCGCCCGCCGUCUCCAGCGCGGGCUCGUCCUCGUCCUCCUCGUCCUCCGCCGCCGCCAACGCCAACCACACGGGCCCGUUGGCGUCGGCGUCGGCGCUCAGCAGCACCUCUACCUCCAUCAACGCCGUCUCCUCCAUCUGGAGCCCCGCCAUCUCCCCCGGGAACGCCGCCGCCGCUGCCCCCGCGUCGGCGGCCCCGCUCCCCGACCCCGGACCCGCCUCCAACGCCUCCUGUAUGCAGCGUUCGAUGACGGGCUCCGCCGCCGCCGCCGCCGCCACCUCCUACCCGAUGUCCUACAACCAGACGGCGGGCUACGGCCAGGGCUACCCGGCCCCGUCCGGCUCCUACUUCAGCGGCGUGGACUGCAGCUCCUACCUGGCCCCCAUGCACUCCCACCACCACCCCCACCAGCUCAGCCCCAUGACGGCCUCCUCCAUGCCGGGCCACCCCCACCACCACAUCGGCCAGUCGUCGGGCCACCACCACCACCACCACCACCAGGCCUACGGCGGCUCCGGCCUGGCCUUCAACUCCUCCGACUGCCUGGAUUACAAAGAGCAGACUGCAGCCUCCUCGUGGAAGCUCAACUUUAACACCACAGACUGCUUGGACUACAAGGACCAGGCCUCCUGGAGGUUCCAGGUCUUGUGAUCCAGCUCCCCCCGCCCCCCUUCCUGCUCGCCAGCUCCCUCCUCCUCCUCUUUUCCCAGAUUAGCUUGUUUUUCAAAAAGACAAAAAGAGUUUAUGAACCACGAGAUCAGCAAUCAGACUUUUUUUUUGGUUUUUCGUCCUUCACGUCUUUUAAAAAAAGAAAAGAGGGAGAACCCUCAACAUCAGAAUGUUUUUGAUUGUUUUUAAAGAAGCACUCUGGAUGAUUUUAAGAAACUACGAGAGUCAUUUCCACCCGACUGCUUUUGAGCAGCAGCUCUCCGGACGGGAGGAAUAUUUUCCGAACUGUGCGCCUCUUUACCUCCGAACCCCCGAAUCAAAUCCUGUAUAGUUUUUAUUUCUGAAAUUGGUUAUUUUAGGAUGGCAGAGAUUUUUAGUCAGCGACGUCGAAGGAGCUGAAAUAUGUAAAUAUGUAUUUGGGUCAGUUACAUUGACCGUGUUUUUAGUUGGUGUUUUUUUUAGUUUUUUUCGAAUUUGAAAUUGUUUAAUUACCACUUUGGGAGAAAAAAAAAAGUAUACAAAAAAAAAAUAAUGUAUGUAAAUCUUUCCAAAUAUUCCAAAGAGAACAAAUUGGCCAUAAAGUUCAGCUUUUUUUUUUUUUUUUUUUUCCAUAAACGUUGUUUUACUCGUAAA
Molecule: messenger RNA, 1964 nt
Organism: Cyclopterus lumpus (lumpfish)
Lineage: Eukaryota; Metazoa; Chordata; Actinopteri; Perciformes; Cyclopteridae
Gene: otx1
Product: orthodenticle homeobox 1
Exons: 3
Coding region: 171-1313 (380 amino acids)
Biological process (GO): multicellular organism development; regulation of transcription by RNA polymerase II
Cellular component (GO): nucleus
Molecular function (GO): DNA-binding transcription factor activity, RNA polymerase II-specific; RNA polymerase II cis-regulatory region sequence-specific DNA binding
Source: RefSeq, a predicted model, not a curated record